AUGAUCCGAAUCGCCCUCCUUCUCCUCCUCACCAGCCAGGCUGCGGCCCACGGCUACAUCAAGACCUUCACCCUCGACGGCACAGACCACGAGGGCUUCCGCAACUGGAACCCGUCCCCCUCCCCCUCGGCGAUCGGCUGGCCCUUCACGACGCCAGACGAAGGGCCAGAGCUCGAUCCCGCAAGCCCGGACAUGAUCUGCCGCCGCGGCGCCACCCCUGCCGCGAACCCCGGCACCGUCACCGCAGGGUCUACCAUGCUCAUCCAUUGGACAUCAGCCGACCCCGUCCUCAGCCCCGAAGGGUGGGCGCACUCGGGCCCGACGCCGACGUACCUGGCCCCCUGCCACGGAAGCUGCGCCGAGGUCGACAAAAGCACGCUGCGGUGGACCAAGAUCCAGGAAAGCGGCCUCGUCUCGGGCCCGGCCAACGCAGACGGCCUCUGGGCGUCGGACGUGCUACGCGCCAACGGCGGCGUCAUUGAAGCGACGGUGCCACGAGACAUCGCACCGGGCAACUACGUCGUGCGCUCGGAGAUUAUUGCGCUGCAUCGAUCGCAUCUUGGCGAGCCCGAGUUCUACCCACAGUGUGGCAACGUUGAAGUUUUGGGAAAUGGGCGCGACACCCUCGCUGGACGAGGUGUCAGCGCUCAGGAGUUGUACAGUAGGCAAGACGAGCAGUUGUACGCAUACUCGUUGCAGUUGAAACAGCAUGGCCUCUGCCGGGGCCGAAGCUAUAUGCUGGGCAGGUAUGGAACGAGACGGUGCCUGGACCAGUUCAUACUGACGAAAACUGCGCGCUGCCACAUUGGCGUCGCAAUAGAACGGUGA
Verticillium dahliae VdLs.17 is the source of this 828-nucleotide messenger RNA. Its product is annotated as endoglucanase-4. The record is from RefSeq and is a predicted model, not a curated record. The coding region runs from base 1 to 828 and encodes 275 amino acids. The transcript has a single exon. Lineage: Eukaryota; Fungi; Ascomycota; Sordariomycetes; Glomerellales; Plectosphaerellaceae.